Zootoca vivipara (common lizard) is the source of this 955-nucleotide messenger RNA. Lineage: Eukaryota; Metazoa; Chordata; Lepidosauria; Squamata; Lacertidae. The record is from RefSeq and is a predicted model, not a curated record.
AUGGUACUUUGCAAAAAAUGUCCUGAGCAUCUUCAUCCCGCUCAAUACAAGGACUGCCUUGCUGCUACCAUACACUUAAUUCAAAAUGCAGCUUCCCUUGGGGUGGAUCCUUCCAAGAUCAUCGUUGGUGGGGACAGUGCUGGGGGCAAUUAUGCUACUCUUGUUGCUCAGAAUCUGGUGGAGAGAUCAGACCUUCCAAAGCUACGGGCUCAAGUGCUGAUCUAUGGGACUUCCCAGGCUAUGGACUUCAACCUGCCUUCCUAUCAACAGAACAGCUCAAUGCCCCUCUUGUUCCGGGAAAACGUUGUUUACUUUGGCCUGAAGUCCAUUGGAAAGGACCCUUCUUUGGCAGGCCAGGCCCUGAAGGGCUCUCAUGUGCCAGAUUCAAUGAGACUGAAAUGUGGGAAGUGGGUGAGUUCAGACAACCUUCCAGAGAGAUUUAAGGGGAGAGGCUACAAACAAGUCCCACUUGCUCCCUAUGGACCUGAAGUCUAUAGGCAACUGCCGGAGAUAUUAGAAGCUGCUUUUUCUUGCCUUUUUGCUGAUGAUUCUGUCAUCCAGAAGCUUCCUGAAGCCCUAAUUGUGAGCUGUGAGUACGACAUAAUACAAGACGACGGAUUGCUGUACAAGAAACAUUUGGUUGACCAUGGGAUGACAGUCAGCUGGUUCCAUGUUGAGAACGGGUUUCAUGGGAUGAUCAACUUCUUCAAAGGAUUUAUCUUUGCUUUCCUCGCUACAGUUAAAUUACUGGACAGCAUCAUAGACUUUGUCAAAAACUUAUGAGACGAAAUCUCUUGAAUUAGUGAGUCAAUCAUAAGGAGGGGAGAAUCUGCCAACUUCAGCUUCUGAUAGUUUCUCAUUUUUCCAAUCUUCUAUUCAGUUCUCCACAAUUCUGUAGAAAUAUGUGGUUCUUGGGGGCAGCGGGGAAUUCCUCAUGAAAAUUCACCAGCACUUU